Cuscuta campestris is the source of this 2185-nucleotide messenger RNA. The record is from the annotation of a GenBank genome assembly. Lineage: Eukaryota; Viridiplantae; Streptophyta; Magnoliopsida; Solanales; Convolvulaceae.
ACGACAACAAGUCUUCCUUCCCACAAACAAAUCCUCAAACCCAGUCACUCUUAUAAACCCUCGAUUCGACGGAGUGUUUUUGCUCGAACCAGAAGCAGGUUUUUGAUUCAAGAUCAGAUUACCAGUUCAAAAAAAAAACAAACGAACAUUAGAGAUGAUGAUUAGUAGUAGCAGUAGAAGUAGAGUGAUCAUUCUGGUCGCGGUUCAAUUGUUUUUGUUGCUGUUGUUGGGCGCUUUGGAUCUGUCCUCAGCUCACGCGGGAGAGCAGCCUUUGUCCAAAAUUGCUGUCCACAAGAUCUCUCUUGCUCUCCGCCAUUCUUCCUCCAUUGAAGCUUCUCCUCUUGUGCUUGGUCUUGAGGGUGAAGACACUGAAUGGGUUACUGUGGACCUUGAACAUGAAGAGCCAUCUGACGAUGACUGGAUUGGGGUUUUUUCUCCUGCAAAAUUCAAUGAAUCAACAUGUAAUCCAGAGAGUGACCCUAAACAGCAGUCUCCAUAUAUAUGCACUGCCCCAAUUAAGUACAAUUACGCAAACUCUGAUUCCAGUUAUACAAAGACGGGCAAGGCUUCAUUGAAGUUUCAGCUAAUCAACCAGCGAGCAGAUUUCUCCUUUGCAUUGUUUACAGGGGGGUUGUUAAAUUGUUUAUUGCAGCCAAAAUUGGUGGCAAUCUCAAAUAGUAUAUCUUUUGCUAACCCUAAAGCACCAUUAUACCCGCGGCUUGCGCUAGGGAAAACAUGGAAUGAGAUGACAGUUACAUGGACAAGUGGAUAUAAUAUAGAUGAGGCUGUUCCUGUUAUUGAGUGGGGUUUGAAGGGUCAAUUAAGGAGACAAUCACCAGCUGGAACAUUGACGUUCGACCGAAACAGCUUGUGUGGUUCACCUGCAAGAACAGUUGGUUGGCGUGAUCCAGGUUUCAUACACACAAGUUUCUUGAAGGAUCUGUGGCCAAACAUGAUGUACACCUACAGAGUAGGACACUUCUUAAAGACUGGUUCAUAUGUUUGGAGUAAGAAGACAUACGCGUUUAGAUCAUCCCCCUUUCCAGGACAGGACUCCGUACAGAAGAUUAUAAUAUUUGGAGACAUGGGGAAGGCAGAACGUGACGGGUCAAAUGAAUACAGUAAUUACCAGCCAGGCGCACUAAAUACAACCGAUAGACUCAUCGAGGACCUUAGAAACAUAGAUAUAGUAUUUCACAUAGGAGAUACCGCAUAUGCGAAUGGUUACUUAUCACAGUGGGACCAGUUCACAGCACAGGUUGAACCCAUCGCGUCAAGAGUACCGUAUAUGACUGCAAGUGGUAACCAUGAGCGUGAUUGGCCCGGGACAGGAUCCUUCUAUGGCGGAAUGGAUUCUGGUGGUGAGUGUGGGGUGCUUGCCGAAACCAUGUUUUAUGUCCCUGCUGAGAACAGGGCUAAGUUUUGGUACUCUGCAGACUAUGGCAUGUUCCACUUCUGCAUAGCAGACAGCGAGCACGACUGGCGGGAGGGAUCCGAGCAGUACAAGUUCAUCGAGAAAUGCUUUGCCUCUGCAGAUAGGAGGAAGCAGCCAUGGCUGAUUUUUGCUUCCCACCGAGUCCUCGGUUACUCUUCCGACAAGUAUUACGCCUCGGAAGGGUCCUUUGACGAGCCCAUGGGGAGGGAAAGCCUGGAGAAGCUCUGGCAGAGGUACAAAGUGGACAUUGCGUUCUACGGUCACGUCCACAACUACGAGAGGACUUGCCCAAUCUACCAGAACAAGUGCGUGAACUCCGAACGGUCCCACUAUUCCGGCACGGUGAAUGGGACCAUACACGUGGUCUCCGGUGGGGCCGGGUCCCACCUGUCCGAGUUCGCGGCGAUCAACACCAGUUGGAGCCUGUUCAAGGAUUACGACUGGGGAUUCGUGAAGCUCACCGCGUUCAAUCACUCGUCGCUUCUGUUGGAGUACAAGAAGAGCCGGGAUGGGAAGGUGUAUGAUUCUUUCUCUGUGUCUAGGGACUACAGAGAUGUGUUGGCCUGUGUACAUGAUGGCUGUGAGCCUACCACUUUGGCAUCUUAGAUGGUCUCAUUAUUAGGCAAUUUUUUAGAAUCUCAGUUCAUCAAAUAAAUUUUUUGUUUGCUUUCCUUUUUUCCUGUAGAGGAGUAUACUAUUGUGUAUGUCAUCAAAUCACGUUUAUGAAAAUAAUAAUAUUAUUUUAUUUAA